GGUCCUCGUCCGCGGGACUUGCUCCCGCCACGGAGGGGAAGCGUGCCUGUCCCGCGGAUUUCUCUCUUGAGCUCUGUCGCCGGGCGCUUUGUUUUGGUCUUCCCAGGACUUGGCCGAGUUGAGAGUCUAGGGGAUGAGGACCCGGGUCCUUCCCUUUCCUGGAGACCACUCAGGGCUCACUCGGUGCCUUGCGCUACAGUGCACGCUCUCGAGUGUUUGCUGAUCGCUUCUUGCCGUGACCGCCGAGCGAAGGGAGGCUCGGGUCCCGGGGUUGCCCUUUUGUUGGGUCCUUCGCAGCAGCCCUCAGCCGCAAGCGAGCGUACUCACAGCCAGCACGUGUGGAGUUCUUGUGCCAUGCCAAGUAUUUUGAUAUCGACUGUCUACUUCCGCCCCCAGUUCAGUGAGAUACAAUGGUUUCCGUGCUACACUGGAAACCCAGGCUGAAGGAAGGUCCCUACGGUUAGUAAAUGUUGCUUCGUGAGCAGGUUAGCUGGAUCAAACACCAUCACUCAAACUAGUAUCUCACUCUUCCUAAGAAACAGGUUCAGAGAAGCUGAGUGGCUUGUCUAAAAUACAGUAGCUAGUUCUAGAACUAACGUAGCUCCUAGGAGGUGUUUGAUGACCCUGCGGGUGGAACUGAAGAGGGCACAGGCCAGGCUGUGCAGCAGGUUACAACUUGGAGGGGCCUGACGAAGGAGCUGCUUGCUAAGAGGCGUCUGGAUAUUGUGUGUGCAGAGACGAUGUCUGUGGGUGGGGGACUCGGCUGCGGUAAGAGGGGCAACAGUGGGAGGAAAAUGGAGCCAAACUCCCUGGCUCUCUGUUGUCUCCACUCCUAGCGUUGUGACCCUGGUUAAAUUACUUCACCUACCUGGGCCCAUUUCCUCACUGGUGCAGUGGAUAAUAAUAAUAGCUAACACGGUAGAGUGUUGUAGUAAAGGGUUUUUAUACACAUGAAACACCUAGAACGGUGUUUGGAUAUGGUAGGUAAAUAAAUAGAGCAGAUUCGCUGAGGCAGAAAACUUGAACCCGGAUCUCUGACGGCUGGUGCAGAGCUCUCCGGUAUGUUGUUUGCUUCAUUUGCAUCGUUCAUCUACAGAUGGGGCAGUGUGGGACAUAGUUCUGUCGCACAUCUCUCCUGUGUCUCUAGGGACACAGGGAGAAAAAGAGGAAGUCAGGAAGCUUUGCCUAAGUCUCAGGUCAUUCCCGGUCACUAGGUAGCCGGCUUCCUGGGUCUUCCCUCCCAAUCCCACCGUGGGAACGCGUUUAGAACAUUUGUGCUCAGCACUGUGGGCACAGUGGAGGGACCCAGAUGCACCUGAUGGGGCUUCUACUCAGUAACAGCUUAUAGCCCAGUUGUGUAAACAGGAACAGAACACAUAAAAAGACGGUGAGUGAUCCUACGUGGUGUCCUACUUGGGUUGAGGUUUUAUGAUGUCUGUCAACAGUGCCAGCUCUAGAACCAGAAGGCCAAAGAGUCGUUACUGAGGAGUAGCAUAGUUUAGGAGGGCUUCCUGGACUAUGAUCAUCCGAGACCUGUGAGCACUGGGGCCUAGGGAGCUCUGUGCUGGUCCCUGCCCUGUGAAACGUGUAGUAGGGAGACCGCUUUCUGUUGUGUUGGAGCAAGCGCUAUGGGACGCUGUGGGCAGGAGAUGGGGACUCCAGCUGACCUGGUGAACGGGGAGAGGGAGGCCAAGGAUGGGACCUUGGAGUCUGAGGGAUGAGCUGCUGCUUCGGCGGAGUUUCAGGGCAUAGACCGCCCCUUGACCAGAUUGGCUGCCUUGGCUAUAUAAGCUGCUGUAGCAACUGAAAUAAACGAGUCUGCAGGCUGCUCGCCUCAGUCCUGCUUUCACUGGACUCCUGCGGUCUGUGUGGUGACUCCGGGCCUCUUGCCUCCACUAUGUUCUUCCUCUCAGAAACAAAUCAACUGCAACAAAGGUUGACUCUUUUUUUUUGUUUUCUAAUAUUUAUUUGAAAGUCAGAAUUACAGAGAGAAAGGGAGAGACAGAGAAAGAGGUCUUCCAUCUGCUGGUUCACUCCCCAUUGGCUGAAACGGCCAGUGCUGGGUUGAUCUGAAGCCAGGAGUCAGGAGCUUCCUCUGGGUCUCCCACGUGGGUGCAGGGGUCCAAGUACUUGGGUCAUCUUCCGCUGCUUUCCCAGGUGCAUCAGCCGGGAGCUGGAUCAGAAGUGGAGCAGCUGGGACUUGAACCCAUAUGGGAUGCUGACACUGCAGGCAGAGGCUGAACCUUCUACGCCGCAGUGCUGGCCCCAAGGCAAGGCCAUGCCACCUGCUGGGAAGGUGCCCCGGAAGGAGAACCUGGGGCUGCAGUGUGAGUGGGGGUCCUGCUCCUCUGUGUGCUCAGCCAUGGAGGACUUCUGCGAGCAUGUCACUCAGCACCUGCAACAGCACCUGCGUGGUUCCAGGGAGGAGGAAGAGGAGGAUGACCCGCUUGGGGAAGAAUUCUCCUGCUUGUGGCAGGAGUGUGGCUUUUGCUCUCUGGACAGUUCUGCUGAUCUCAUCCGCCACGUCUACUUCCACUGCUACCACACCAAGCUGAAACAGUGGGGGCUGCAGGCCUUGCAAAGCCAGGCAGAUCUCAGCCCCUGCAUCUUGGACUUCCAGAGCCGGAACAUCAUCCCUGACAUCCCUGACCACUUCCUGUGUCUGUGGGAGUACUGUGAGAGCACCUUCGACAACCCUGAGUGGUUCUAUCGGCACGUGGAAGCGCACAGCCUGUGCUAUGAAUACAAAGCAGUUGGCAAGGACAACCAUGUGGUGCUGUGUGGCUGGAAAGGCUGCACCUGCACCUUCAAAGACCGCUGUAAGCUUCGAGAACACCUCCGCAGCCACACCCAGGAGAAGGUGGUGGCCUGUCCCACCUGCGGGGGCAUGUUUGCCAACAACACCAAGUUCCUGGAUCACAUCCGCCGCCAGACCUCCCUGGAUCAGCAGCGCUUCCAGUGCUCUCACUGUUCCAAGAGGUUUGCCACAGAGCGGCUCUUGCGGGACCAUAUGCGCAACCAUGUGAAUCACUAUAAGUGCCCCCUGUGUGACAUGACCUGCCCGCUGCCUUCCUCCCUCCGCAACCACAUGCGCUUCCGCCACAGUGAGGACCGGCCCUUUAAAUGUGACUGUUGCGACUACAGCUGUAAGAAUCUGAUCGACCUCCGGAAGCACCUGGAAACGCACAGCAAGGAGCCAGCCUACAGGUGUGAUUUCGAGAGCUGCACCUUCAGUGCCCGGUCCCUCUGCUCCGUCAAGUCCCACUACCGCAAAGUGCACGAGGGGGACUCGGAGCCAAGGUACAAAUGUCAUGUGUGUGACAAGUGCUUCACACGGGGCAACAGCCUCACCGUGCACCUUCGCCAGAAGCAUCAGUUCAAGUGGCCCUCGGGGCACCCCCGUUUUCGGUACAAGGAGCAUGAAGACGGCUACAUGCGGCUGCAGCUGGUUCGCUAUGAGAGUGUAGAGCUGACUCAGCAGCUGCUGCAGCAGCCCCCAGAGGGGUCUGGCCUGGGAUCAGCACUGAAUGAGAGCAGCCUGCAGGGCCUCAUCCUAGAACCAGUGACAGAGGAGCCAGGAUCUAAGGAAGAGGCGGAAGAGGAGGAGGAGGGCAGGGGUGGUGAGGGGACAGCCCUCUCAGCCUCUCAGGACAAUCCCAGCCCUGUCAUCCACAUGGUGAAUCAGACCAACACCCAAGGCCAGCGAGAGAUUGUCUACUACGUGCUGGCUGAAGCCCCCGGAGAGCCCCCGCCAGCUCCGGAGCUGCCUUCAGGAGGCAUCAUGGAGAAGCUUCCAGAACUUGCUGAAGGGCCAGAGGUCCAUACUGCGUGAAGGCUGCAGAGCCUGGCUACUUCUACCCCGGCCCCGGAGUUUGAGCUGGGGGUGGCAGUGCCCCAGCAGGCGGCUCUUGCAGCCAGAUACCUUAGGAGUGACGUGGAGAGCAGUGCACACUGCUCUUCUUGGGCUUGCAUGGUUCUGCGGGCUCUCAGGACUUCCCUUUCUGCCAGACUGCAUUUUCUGGGGGUCCUUAGCUACUUGGAUUCUCUGAAGGGAUCCUGGCUGUAUGUGUUCUUGGUAAGGGGCUGUGAUCAGGCUUAACCGUUAUUCUGUAGACGUGCUAGACCAUGCUGAAUUCCUUACUCAGCUUACGUCCAUUUCCGUGCCACACCCCCUAUAAGGGCUUUUUGUUGCCAUCAGCCAAGGCAUUAGGAACCAGGCAUCCAUUUCUCUUAGGGGUUCCUACAACAGCAAGGACUCUACGGUUAUCCUCAGGGACGGGCUUGGAGGCACUGAAUGUGUGUGGUAGUUGUUUUUUAUAAUAAACACUUGGACUGGAACUCAUUUCUUCCUAGGUAUAGUGAAAGUUAACUGGGUAGCAAGAGGUACAUCUUUCCGGAAGAGGAGCUGAGUAAUCAGACUUGUUCCCCUUUUAGUGCCUGGUGUGGCUUGUUUCUGUUGUGUUGCUGCCUCUGCUACAGCCCCACUUUGGUGAAAUGUCUCUGUUCUUUCUCAGAGCAUUUGCCAUCUCCAUGGAGGCCCCAAGCAUUUGGACAUGAGUGGGCCGCAGAUCUAUGGCAUAGAUGAGAAUGGGGCUGACCGGGAAGAUGGAGCAGCUGAGCACGGCCACACUGAUCAGAACCCAGUGCCCCUGGGGUAAGGUUCCUUACCUCUGGGGCUGUGGGAGGAAGGGAGAGCCUGGGUGGUUGGGAGGCUCCCUGGGGAAUGGCAGGUGCUGCAGGGGGCCAGGAACAAACUGCAUUUUCCUGGGGGAUAGGGUCUGUUUUCAGUAGGUUUUCACCGAGGCUGAAACACCUCCAAAAUAAAGACAUUCUCUAGGCUGCUUUGGCUACUUCUCAGUACGCAGUGUUCAUUCUGUCUGCUGCCUUGGAGAGGCCAAGGAAAUACUCUGAGAGUCUGAGAUGACCAGGAAGUUGCCUAAAAGGGAUUCUGGAUCUGUUAAAGGACUUGCUUUAAAUUCUUACUGCAAAAAAC
This is a messenger RNA of Lepus europaeus (European hare), 4993 nucleotides long. It is a transcript of the gene HINFP, whose product is annotated as histone H4 transcription factor. NCBI's taxonomy places the organism in Eukaryota, Metazoa, Chordata, Mammalia, Lagomorpha, Leporidae. Gene Ontology annotation, molecular function: DNA-binding transcription factor activity, RNA polymerase II-specific; RNA polymerase II cis-regulatory region sequence-specific DNA binding. The record is from RefSeq and is a predicted model, not a curated record. The transcript has 10 exons. The coding region runs from base 2216 to 3832 and encodes 538 amino acids. Gene Ontology annotation, biological process: anatomical structure development; regulation of transcription by RNA polymerase II.